This is a messenger RNA of Durusdinium trenchii, 4068 nucleotides long. The record is from the annotation of a GenBank genome assembly. Lineage: Eukaryota; Dinophyceae; Suessiales; Symbiodiniaceae.
AUGGAGGCGAGACUGGCCACAUCGGACACAGAUGCAAGGGAGCAGACGCUGGAGCAGUCGAUGGAGCCUUCUCAGCUAGAGCCUGGGACGGAGAGCCCUGCAUCAAGUCCUUCACGGGAGCGUUCAGCAGAGGCAGCAGAGGCAACAGAGGCUUCCGUGGCAGAUCUCGGAGAGGAGAUGGAAACAACGCAAGGAGAACAUCCACAGCAAGUGGCUUCUGCUGCUGAAGCCAGUUCGCGCGUGGUGGCCUCGCCGACCAGUCCAAAGACACCGCAUUCAGCAGCUUUAGAGGCAGCCUUGCGUGAGAUCCAACUGAAGAAGGAAGGAAUCGUAGGAACUGAAGGAACUGAAGGGCCAGCGGAUGCCACCAGCGAUGCGGCUCGCUCUUUAAGUCCUCCUUCUCCCAAGGCCACGGGUUGGCCUCAAGCGGGCUCGCCCAAAACAGAGGCUGGCGCUGGCGAGACCGAGGACGAGGAGUCGGAGGCUGCAGCCGGUCUAGCGGCACUGGUGUCGGCCAACUUCUCGCGGCGUGUGGCUGCGGGCUCGGCGGCGCAGGACGCCAUCUCGAUGGAGGAGCUGCCGGGCGAUGAGGCUUCCCUGCCACAGGCAGGCUUACAGCACCAGCACACUCGGGUGGCUUGGCGACCACCUCUCCCGGCAUUGCUUACUACUCGCAAGCGGAUUGAUCCUCCAGCAUGCUUCCUGUGCAGCUUGAUCACCAGGGCCAUGACGCGCUUGGGCACUCAAAAAGGGGAAGAUGAUGCCGAGAGGACUGGUGAGGAGGAGUAUGAGGAUGUAGAGGAUUCACCGUUGGAUGUGGAGGACUCCCAGGAGGAAGGCGGGCGCCUGCGUCCCCGCAUGAGCCAAGUCACCGCUGCAGCCUUGCUCUCGAAGGUGAAGGAGCAGGGGAGCUCCGAUGUGGUUCACCCAGAGGUUCUGAAGCUGCAGAAGCGGCUCAAAGAGGAACUGGAGCAAGAGCUUCGUGCUGAGGAGGAGGACGCGCAGGUCUCCAGGGAAGAGCUGGAAGCCAAGGUGUCCUUCCUGCAGGUGCACUUGGAGGCACAAGGGCUGUUAAAGCCCAAAGAUGCGGAUAACCUCUACUUGAUGGCCUUGGCGGAGAUGUCGGGCGACAGCGUGGCCGCCGGCGAGUUCGCGCGCCGCGCGCUCUCGGAGAAGCCGUCCGAGUCCUCCGAGUCCAGUUGGUCGCCGCGCCACGCGAAGGAGAUGCUGUCGCCAUCCAUGAGGUUGCGAGCGCAGCAGCUGGUUGAAAGCAUGGAAAAGGAGAAGGCUGAAGUGGACCGUCGACUGCCUGUGAAGCCGAGAGGUAUUCUCAAGGCCGAUCGGAGUCAGAGCUCAGACCAAGUGUCACUGCCUUCAGACGCCGAAGUCCCCAGCGAGAAUCGCAACUGGCGGGGCAAGAUUCUUGCACGUAGUGCCUCAGGCUUGCGGAAGACGAAUACCACCCCGGAGUUGGAGCCGCCAGAACCUUGGCAGGUCGAUGAGCAGACGCCGUCUCAGGUCUCGGCGGCGCAGAUCUCCAAGGUGGUGCGAAAAGCCGAACCCUGGGCGCGGCCGACGGUGGCCACCGAGGAUCCGGCAGAGAUCACGUUGGAGGGCUUGGCCACUGGGCCUCGCGGCGCGCGGCGCCAGGACUCCUCCGAGCCAGGCGAUCUUCGUGAACACCGCGAGGCACCUGUACUGCCAGACGUCCGAGCACGAAGGCGCUCCUCGUUGGAUGCCGCCGAGUUGGACUCGCUGGUGGCAGUGGGCCGGAACACCCUCAAGGAGGAUGAUGCGGAGGCUGAGGAGGCUGAGGAGGAGCGGCUGCGAAGCCCCACCUGGGUGGACGACUGGAUCCAUUCGGCCCAGGCCGUGACCGCCACGAACCUGCCGUCGACGCCCUUCGCCCGGGCGGUGCCGCCGGAGCCGGCGGCGGCGCUUGGCUUCGCGUCGGCAGUGGGAUCUCUGGAUCGAAGCUCGGAGCAGAGGGAGCAUGGAGAGCAUGGAUGGAGGGUUUUCACUCAUAUUUUGAUGCCCUUGGAGGAGCCACCAAAUUUGCUAGUGCCUGAACCUGGGCCGAAGGAGCAGCCCAUGGUGGCGAUGAUCGCUCUCCAGGCAGAUGGCGCUGGCAGUAAAGGCACGUCCCACCGCGACGAUGCGCAGGGCGCGGGCAGCUCCAGACGCAUGCGCGGCUCCAAACCGAUCUCCAGCCAAAAGCGGAGAGAGAAGGGAAGCCCACGGAUGGUUGGCUUUGAGCCGGUUCCGGCGGUCAGGCGGCGCGACAGCGACGCGGUCGAACGAAAGGAACCGCUCAGCCAGGACGCGUCCGUUCCAGCUGCGGCCGCGGAGGCGGAGGCGGCGGAGGCCGCGGCGCUUUCCUCCGCGGCAGAGGUGCUACCGGAGCUGUCCCAAGAGGCCGUGGUGAUGCCGGUGCCGGAGGAGCCGGCGGAGCCGGAGGAGCCGGAGGUACAAGUGGAUGAGCUGUUGGAUCCCGAACGCAGGCCCUCGAGCGCGGUGAAUUCGGAGGUGACCUCGGAGGACGAGGAGACCAUGAGGCGCCGCCGGGAGGAGCAACGCCCACAAGGCGAGCAGGAGGACGGCACCUCUUCCUCGGGCGUCCGAAGGACACCGUCGAAGACGGCGCUGGGGAAGAGCUAUCAACGCUCCAAAGGUAGCAAGAUGGACCUACUCCUGCGCAGCCGCUCCUUCUUGUCCAGCAACAGCCUGAUGUUGGACGAAGACGAGGAACCAGGUGAUUCUGGGGAAGAGAUGAAGGUUGUGGAAGCGACCAAGGAGCUCGCGGUGAAGCGAUGGAAGUUGGGUGGCCUCGCAGUUCAGGCCGUGCUGCGGCUGAGGGGUGCAUUGAAUAGCCCGCAGCCGGGCUCCAGGCGCACGAGUCUCUCCUCUCGGCUGGAGGAAGGUCCUCCCGAGCCUCCCCAGCCGUCGCGACGCGAGAGCCGCGAGUCCAUGGAGCCGCGCACGCUCGUGGAGUCGCGCCGCACCAGCCAUGAGGCUCCUCCACUGCAAGCCACCGGCCUGCUGGGCCUCGGCCCUGCGCUCCCAGCGACGGGUCCGGAGCGCAAAGCUGGAGUUGCCAAGCUUCCGCAACUGGACCAAGCUGAUGCACGGGAGCAGGAGAGCCAUCCGCCCAGUGGCAAACUGAAGAUGCCGCCUGUGCCAAUGCGCUUGGAGGUCCCGGAGGCCGGUAAGAUGAAAGUGGAGGCUUCCCGAAACGAAAGCAAGUCGAAGGUGCCGGAGGCGCCCCGCUCGGCGCGCACGCCACGACUCCCGGACGCGAAGGUGAAGGCGGAGGGAGGUGGCACAUCCUCAGGAGCGGCCACUGCUCGAGCACCCGCCACUGCUCGAGCUGCGCCCAACAGCGUGACGUUGACCGCUGCCACGAUCCAGGCCUUGCGCUCAUUGGAUGCACCAUACUUGAGCUCCUAUGGCAAGUCCGAGCAGCGCCUGCUGAGCGCGCACACCACCGCCACGACCUUCCUCAGCAAGGAUGACUCCAGGACCACCUUAAAGGAAGAUUCAAGUGUGGGCUUCUCGCCUUACGCAUCCCAGACAGAGCUGCACCAAGCGUCCACCAUGUCCUACCAGAGCUCGGUGGCGAAGCUGUCGAGCUACUCCGCCGAGUCCGAGAAGCAUCACUCCACGGAGGAGCCUCACCCGCAGCAUCGGCAUGCGCAGCAGCAUGCGCAGCAUCCGCAUCCGCAUGUGCCGGCGCAGCCCCACGGGCCGCAUGCGGUGCUACCAACCGUGGAGCGAAUCGCUUAUGGAGUCGAAACAGCCCUGCUGAACCCCAAAGGGAAGCUGAUUGGAAGCCCUGGUUGUUGGACUUCCGGGCUCAGCAAAGAGGUGGGCGAGGUCUAUGUCACGACUCCUGGGCCGGUGCUGGAGAUCCGGAAGAGCCGGAUGAAGGGCCAUAAGCUGGUGGCGUCCAACUUCGUGAAGCCCAAACGACGACUGGUCGAGGUCUCUGCGAUGCCGGGCAGCGCGCAAGGUGGCCUUCGCCGAGUGCCACUCCACAGCUCACUCAGAGGAUCGCAGCUGCACCACUAA